This is a messenger RNA of Knipowitschia caucasica, 1041 nucleotides long. Lineage: Eukaryota; Metazoa; Chordata; Actinopteri; Gobiiformes; Gobiidae. The record is from the annotation of a GenBank genome assembly.
AUGUUACGUAUUCGUUUGGGAGACUCCAGCACACACACACCCAUCAUCAUCAUCACCACAAGCAAACAGGCUCAGGAGGGUGAUUCUGAGACAAAGACAAUACUCACCAUGUCACAACAAAUUGCAUCAGCGGUUUUCAAUUUCAACAAUUACGUUUAUGAUAAACUAGAUCCUAGAGUCCGCGAUCUUCCUCUAAUGACGUCGCCAAUAGACAUGACUGUUAUACUGCUGACCUAUGUCUUCUUCUCUGUGUAUGGCGGGCCACAGAUCAUGGCCAAGCGUGAACCUUUCCGUUUGAAUACGGCUAUGGUGAUCUACAAUCUAUCCAUGGUUUUAUUUAAUGCUUUCAUCGUCUAUGAGUUCUUGAUGUCAGGGUGGGCUACAACGUUUUCAUGGAGAUGCGACCUUAUUGACACAUCCAACAGUCCCGAAAGCCUAAGGAUGGUUCGAACAGCAUGGUUUUUUUAUUUAUCGAAAUACAUUGAACUUCUUGACACCGUGUUCUUUGUGCUGAGGAAGAAACAGCAGCAGAUCACAUUUCUCCAUGUUUUCCACCACUCUGUCAUGCCCUGGAGUUGGUGGUGGGGCGUCGGUCUUACUCCUGGUGGAGGAAUGGGGUCUCUUCACGCCCUGGUGAAUUCCGGCGUUCAUGUAAUCAUGUACUUCUACUAUGGACUAUCUGCCGCCGGUCCCUAUUUUAAGAAGUUUUUGUGGUGGAAAAAGUAUAUGACUGCCAUCCAGCUGAUCCAGUUUAUGUUGGUAGCCGUUCACAUCAGCCAGUACUACUUUAUGGAAAAGUGUGACUACCAGAUGCCCCUUUGGAUUCACGUCAUCUUAAUGUAUGGCAUCCUCUUCUUUGUGCUUUUCUCACACUUUUGGGUGCAAGCUUACGUCAAGGGUAAGCGCCUUCCUGCCCUAGACAAAACCAAGGUGAAGACGAAUGGAAUAACGUCCCACAUCACUACAGUUGAAACCAACAAUAGCCCCAUGGGCAACGGACAUGCUCCACAUUAUGAAAAUGGAAAAGUAAAGGAAAUUUAA